AUGGCAGCUAAAGAUGAGUGGGAUAAAAUACUUCCAACUGACCUAGCGACUCAAUUGGCAAGGAAAACUGUCGAAGCAUGGGGACUAAGUAUUAAGGACAUACAGCUAUGGACUAGCUCUAUGGUGGUUCUAGGCUGGUUCAAGAGCCAAAUAUCACGACUCAAAACUUAUGUUGCAAAUCGAAUAAAUCAGAUUAUGGAAAUAACGGAAUCCGAACAAUGGAGGCAUGUACGAAUCGACGAAAAUCCGGCUGACAUACUAUCUCAAGGAGUGACUCCAAGGGAGCUUCAAGAUAAAGUUCUUUGGUGGUAUGGACCUCACUGGCUCGCAGAAGAAGAGAAUCAAUGGAUUCAGCACGCAGUACCAUUAAUAUCAAAGGAUCAGAUGCCAGAGAGACGUCCAAUCAAAUUGGUAUUGGUCGCAGUCAACUAUUUGGAUAAACUAUUACAGGUGAAAAGAAGUGGGACCAACGUGACUCAAUAUUUGGUGGUAUCUGAACUAAGAUCAGCAGAAAAUAUAUUAAUUAAACGAACACAAGCUGACGAGUUUUCAUUGCAACUCCUCGCAAAGCGUAAACAAAGAGAGAUUCCCAAAUGUAGCAAACUCAACAGAUUACACCCAUUACUACGAAAGGAUGGCCCAAUAGUGAUAGGAGUAAGACUUGAAAAUGCAGACCUUGAUGAGAACCAGAUACACCCAAUUGUUCUACAAGCAAAACAUAAGAUAACAAGAUUAAUUUUUGAAGACCAUCAUCAAGCACUCCUUCACUGUGGGCCGCAAAUGCUACUAGCAAAAGUUAGACAAUGUUACUUGCCCCUGAGGGGUAGGAUAAUGGCUCAUUCUACAGUUACACGCUGUAUCAAUUGCGUUCGUGCGAGACCAAGAUUUGAAACCCCACUUAUGGCUCCUUUACUAAAACAAAGAGUGCAAAUGUCUCGUCCGUUUACAAUAGCUGGUGUAGAUUUUGCAGAGCCAUUACAAAUUCAAAGUGAUAUCCGUCGUGUCACAACAAAAAAAGGCAAGGAUAGCGGUGUUUGUAUGCUUUGCUACCAGAGCCAUACACCUAGAACCCGUCGUAGGCUUAACGAGCGAAGCGUUCCUUGCAGCCUUACGUAG
This is a messenger RNA of Acyrthosiphon pisum (pea aphid), 1116 nucleotides long. RefSeq lists its product as uncharacterized. Bases 1 to 1116 code for a protein of 371 amino acids. Lineage: Eukaryota; Metazoa; Arthropoda; Insecta; Hemiptera; Aphididae. The transcript is spliced from 3 exons. The record is from RefSeq and is a predicted model, not a curated record.